AGUACAGGAGUACUGGCAGUACAGUGUAGCUGCACCACGCUCGUGGUGCAGCUACACUGUAGUACAUACAGCGUACACGUUCGGCCCAAAACAAGUAGAAAAACAAAUGGCUGCAGUUUAGAUGUUCGGACCAAUCAGAUGUCCGCACGUUGGUUACGUCAUCGAAACGACCGGCAUCCUUAGCAGUUUUCCGCCCCACCCCCAUCCCGCAUCAUCAGUCUGUUUGUGUACUGCGGUUGGGGAAGUUGGAACGUGAGACGUGCCCCUAUGUAGAGAGAAGACUUUGGAAUCCACAAACUAAACACAUUCAGACGGUGCAACAUGACAACUCGGGUGUUUAUUGGUCACCUCAGCUGUCAAGUACGGGAAAAGGACCUGGACAAAUUCUUCAAAGGAUAUGGGCGGGUCGGAGACAUUCACCUGAAGAAUGGGUUUGGUUUUGUGGAAUUCGACGAUCAUCGCGACGCAGACGAUGCCAUAUCCGACUUGAACGGCAAAGAACUGCUCGGAGAACGAGUGUCAGUGGAGUUGGCCUACGGAAGCAGACGUGGACCUGGGGGAAGAAUCGUGCCUCCGCGUCCCGACUGGAGAUCGCCUCCGCCUCGAAGGCCAUUCGCUCCACGAGACACUCGUUUCGGACCUCCUCAGAGGACCGAAUACCAACUGAUCGUCGAGAACCUAAGCAGCCAUGUCAGCUGGCAGGACCUGAAGGAUUACAUGAGACAGGCGGGGGAAGUGACCUAUGCAGAUGCCCACAAGAUCAGACCUAACGAAGGAGUGGUGGAGUUCGCCAACUACUCGGACAUGAAGAAUGCCAUCAGCAAGCUCGAUAAUACUGACCUGAGCGGACGCCGCAUUCGCCUCUACGAGGAGAAGAAGCGGUCCUCCAAGCGCAGCGACCAUUCCAGGUCAAGAUCGAGGUCAAGGUCGCGGAGGUCUUCCUCCACGGACCGCUCCCGGAGCCGCUCCCGAUCCCGCUCGAGGUCGCGCUCCGUGUCCAAGACACCCGUGCGCCGCCACAGCCGCUCGGAGAGUCCGGACAGGCGCUCCAAGUCGACGAGCAAGAGCCCCUCCGCCCACCGGAACAAGUCGCCCACUUCCAAGGGCAGCAAGUCCGACGACGACUAGGUGCGCAAGACGCAGUUGUCGGAUCUCUGUGUUUGUAUCCGAUCUGACAGAGUCGGAUCUCGUUUUUUUUUUCUUUCGCCGACGGUAGGAUGUGCGCCGUAUUACGACGGAACUCGCAGGAUCACGUCGGAAGUGCAGUGUUGCUCUUCUUUUUUUUUUUAAGUUUGGUUUGUGAAACCUGGUGUUGCAUUUGUCUUCUCCAAUAAAACGAACCUGGAUUAGUGCAAUUGGACCUUACUCAAAUACCAUUGAAUCAGCAUAAACAUGUUUUAUUUUGGGCGUUUGGAGAAUUGGAUAUCGUAGACUCCGUUAUUUUAGUUGCCCCCCCUUUUUUUUUUUUUUUUUGCCACUUGUUUAGGUGAGCCGAUCAUAGCCCAUCUAAAUUUGGAUGACAAUUUUGUUCAGAACAUACGGGAUUGCAACGUUUCCCUUAGCGUAUAAACUGGUUGUAUGUAACUGCAACCAUUAGUGUGCCGUUUUGUGACAGGCAAUUCAUUGUGUGUAUGUAACCUUUGCGAACUGUGUGAAAUAAAAAUUUUCAGGACUUUCA
Molecule: messenger RNA, 1678 nt
Organism: Ixodes scapularis (black-legged tick)
Lineage: Eukaryota; Metazoa; Arthropoda; Arachnida; Ixodida; Ixodidae
Product: serine/arginine-rich splicing factor 6
Exons: 8
Coding region: 322-1128 (268 amino acids)
Biological process (GO): mRNA splice site recognition; alternative mRNA splicing, via spliceosome
Cellular component (GO): cytoplasm; nucleus; ribonucleoprotein complex
Molecular function (GO): mRNA binding
Source: RefSeq, a predicted model, not a curated record